AUGUCUGCAAUGCAGUUAAUAAAAACAAUGACUUUGAUCAUAACAGGACCAUGUGGGAUCAUCCUAAACUCAUCGAUUGUAGCUGUGCAUCUCAGCCACUGGAAGAAGAGAGUGAUCCUUGGGGAGUGUGAUCAAAUCAUUCUAAUCAAGGGGUUCACCAAUGUUCUCCUCCAGUGCUUUUUAACUUUCAGUGGGACAAUCAAUGCUUUUCAACUAUAUGGGCAUUUUGACAACAAUUAUUUUUUAGUAGCUUACAUUUUCUUCUUCUUUUUGUCUUCACUCUGGUUUUGGCUGACUGCCUGGCUCGCUAUCUGCUACUGCUUGAGACUCGUCAACAUUUCACAACAAUUCUUUAUAAGCUUAAAGAAGAGAAUCUCCUCUGGGAUUACCCAACUUCUUUUAGGAACAGCGGUAAUUUUAGGCAUGAUUAAUUUUCCAGUUUUUUGGACAUUUAACUUAAAAGCCCAGCAAAACACAUCUAUCACUAUAUCAGUUAAUUAUUUCAUCUUUGAGGAAGACAUUAAAUACCUUUCCUUCAAUGCUGCAUUUGGUUUCUGCCUGCUGACUCUUCUAAAUUCUCUCUGUAUUGGACUAAGCCUAAUGUCCCUUUUGAGACAUGUCCAGAGGAUGAAGCAGAAUAAUUCUCAGUCCUGCACUGGUAAAAUAAAGACCCAUGCAAGAGCCUGCAUGACAAUAUUCCUACUUAUGGCUUUGAACUUGUUUUGCUUUGUGACAGUUUUUAUUUUUGUUAUAUCAGAAUUCAGUUCUGGAACUCUUUGGGACACCUUCUUCUGGUCUGUAAUCAUGGCAAGUCCCUCUGGCCAAGCUAUCAUUCUGUUUUUUGGAAAUUCAAAGUUACGGUCUGGUUUAUUAAAGACUUGUAUAAGCAAAUAG
Molecule: messenger RNA, 894 nt
Organism: Xenopus laevis (African clawed frog)
Lineage: Eukaryota; Metazoa; Chordata; Amphibia; Anura; Pipidae
Gene: t2r43.L
Product: taste receptor type 2 member 40
Exons: 2
Coding region: 1-894 (297 amino acids)
Source: RefSeq, a predicted model, not a curated record